AUGUUUCUUGAAGAAGGGGAGCCUAAUACCGAUGAAAGCACUAAUACAUCCAUAAUCGGUUCCGGUCAUCCAAGAGAAGACCUAGAAGGCUGGAGAUGGCCAUUGAUUCUCACAUGUCUGGGGUUGACCAUGUUGAUUGUCGGUUACGAUGUUAGCAAUGUUGCCAAUGUUCAAACCUCUGUCUAUGAAGCUUUUGGUCAUGUUGAGCUUCUUCCAUGGGUGGCUGUUGGGUAUAGUACACUGAGUGCUGCUACUGCUCCAUCAUGGCGCAAGAUCACCGCCAUCUACCCGCUAAAAGUCGUAUUCUUCAUCUCAGAAGUAUUGAUGCUCAUUGGAUCAAUCUUGGCUGGUGCUGCCACCAACAUCAACAUGGUGAUUAUCGGGCGCGUGGUUACUGGAUUUGGAUCAGCAGGAGCUAUCAUGGCAGGCAGCAUAUUCGUUUUACUUCUUACAACACCGACAGAAUACGCUCGAUAUAUGGGUCUCUUGGGCGUGUGUUGGGCAGUAGGGCUUGUGCUGGGACCAAUUGUUGGAGGUGCUUUUGCCCAGAAUAGUCACGCCACUUGGCGUUGGGCCAUGUAUAUUAAUAUUCCCUUCAUUGGCCUUAUUCUUACGAUCGCCGUUAUCAGCCUUCCCAGUUUAUCCGCAGACCACAGCUCAAUGCCAUCAUCAAAAUUAACUAAGAUUGACUGGAUAGGAGCCAUUUCACACUUUGCCUUCGUUAUCCUCUCCAGUAUGGUCCUCAUAUUUAGUGGCUCAACGUGGGACUGGGGAUUCGGAGGGACGAUUGCAGUCUGGGUCAUUACGGGCGUUGUCUUCAUCUUUUACACAGUGCAGCAACUUAAACCCCUCUUCACCACCCGCGAACAUCAGAUUUUCCCCGUCGCGUUAUUCUUCGAGAACAGAAACUUUCUUCUCAUAUUUAUAUCGACUUUUGCUGCCGGCGGCUCCUACGGUAUCGCGCUUUACUAUACACCCCUGUUUUUUGCUUUUACCCAAGGGUUAAGCCCAAUUUCAGCGGCGGUACGAUUGUUGCCAUACAUUGGCAGUUUUAUCCUAUCAACAGUUGUUGCUGCUGUUCUCUUACCCCGGCUGCGCAUUUUCCCACCCUUUUACAUCCUGAGUGGCGCCAUGAUGCUGGCAGGCGCGGGUGGAUUAUCAGCUCUUGAGCCAAGUACUCCUGAUGGCAGAAUAUUGGGCCUUGAUACGCUUGUCGGAAUAAGCGUUGGUCUCAUCUGGCAAACAGGAAAUGCGGUAAUAAAUGAGGCGCGCAAAGCAUCACUACGCCAAGAUACUGCCAUGAUACAUCUUGUUUCACAGCUCUUUGGAGUCUCAGUUGCUCUCUCGUGCGCCGGCUGCGUUUUUCAGAAUCUUGGAUACAACAAGUUGCACGACUCCAUCAGCAGUCUUGGUAAUUUCUCCGACAAAGACAUCCGUGACGCACUUGCCGGCGUCGAUUCUAGCAUCUUCCGCGCUGGACAAGAUCCUCGUGUUAUCGGCCUUGCCAUUGAAGGUAUAACAACGACCAUUGGGAAGAUCGAAUGGAUUGCAUUUGCAGGGGGCGCUAUCACUUUAAUCGCAGGCCUUUGUAUGAAAUGGGAGAAACUUGAUUUUGAAGCUCAGUCUUCAGAUAACGUCGACGAGAUGAAAGUCAAUAAUGUUGUAUGA
Messenger RNA from Trichoderma harzianum CBS 226.95, 1668 nucleotides. RefSeq lists its product as hypothetical. The record is from RefSeq and is a predicted model, not a curated record. The coding region runs from base 1 to 1668 and encodes 555 amino acids. Gene Ontology annotation, biological process: transmembrane transport. Lineage: Eukaryota; Fungi; Ascomycota; Sordariomycetes; Hypocreales; Hypocreaceae. The transcript is spliced from 5 exons. Gene Ontology annotation, molecular function: transmembrane transporter activity.